CCUCUGUUCAACACGUCGCAUUUGCUUCCCCACUAUAGCUCUCGAUUGAUUCUUGACGUCAAUCAAAGACAGAAAAUCAAUCUUAUUCGUCAACUAGUCGGAUUCAUUCUACCAAAGCCUGGCGUAUGCAACUACCCUAACCGCCAGCCUCCAUGGUCGUUAGCUUAUCAUCCCUCGAGGGAUAAGGAGACCACCUGCGUUUUGACGACAGAGGACUUCAUGGCGUUUACUCCUUCGGUGUCAGCCUUUUCUCUUCCACUGCAUUCAUGGCGACAACCCGUUAGUCUGCGUGCGGCUCAGUAUGAAACGAAGAAACGUAAAAAAAGCCUGGAUGAUUCGGGCAAUGCCCAUGCAGAUACCGAGGGCGAAACAACGGAUGCUGCAUCAGACAGAGCGCCCUCUGGCCCCUCUCUGACAUUGUCGCCGGAUGAAGCACAUCAAUACCGUAUUGCCGGACUUCCUUUUAAUCAAGAACUACCGGGCGGGGAUUUCCCACACGGCCCUGCCAAAGAUGCGAAAGCACCUCGACAGACUAAGGGCGAGAUUCUGAAAGAACUGUCGUCCUUAUCAUCUCCUAUCUAUCCCCCGCAGUCUGCUGCUCAUCAGGGUAAUCUUCGACACCAGCAUUUUGCCGUCCUCUCCUCUAUCCUGCACCGCUGCCUUCUCCAAAGAGAUUACAUUCGGGCUGGAAGGGCAUGGGGACUGCUUCUUCGCGAAGAGUAUAACGGGACUCCUCUUGAUGUGCGAGUCGAGGAAAGAUGGGGCAUCGGGGCUGAGAUAUUGCUCCGGCGCGGCCGUCAGAUAUCCGACAAUGCGUGUCAAGCAGCCAAUGGAGUCGCUCAAGCGACGGGGCCAUCUAAGCUGCUCUUCACUCGGGAAGGAUUCGAAGAUGCUAAAAACUAUUACGAAACGUUAAUCAUGCAAUAUCCCUUUCGAAAGGUAGAUCCGGAUGCUAUAAGCUCCUUGCACUUUUAUGCGGCCAUGUUCGGUCUUUGGGUUUAUGUCACUCAGGAAGAAAAUCGGAUGACUUCUCAAAAGAUCCUGGAGGAUCAAGAGAACUCGUCAGACUUUUCGGAAGAGGAAGAUGCAACGUCCGAUUUUGAUGGCCAUGGCGGCUCCCGAAAUAGAACCCGGACCCUCCUCGCAGAAGUUAAGAAGAACGAACUUAGCCAGGCUCAAAAGAUUGCGGCUAGAAUGGACGAAGUUAUGGUGUCUCCUCCAUACUCCGACUCCUCCGACCUACUCGAACUCAGGGGCAUGAUUGCGCUGUGGAUCGGCGAUAUGUUCGUGUCGUCCUUGCCUUACCCGGAGGAUGAGAACGAUGAGUACGAUGAUCACAGGACGGCGCUGGUAGACGACCUACAGGAUGAAUCGAUCCAGGUCAGACGAGAACAGAGACGGGCGGCGGAAAUGAGGGAAAAUGAGAUCGAAAGAUCGCAAGCGCUUUUUGAGAAAGCUAGAAGGCGUGGCAAAGGGAUGACUUCUACACUCGAGGAUUUUCAUAUUGAUGAUGAUAAUUUUGCUUCAAAUUGAAGAGGGGAUUCAUGUAUAUAAUGUUGCCGCAUACUAUUGCGAAAGAAGGAUUUCGGAGAUGGCUACACUACCAUUUCGCUUAGCCCUUGUUUGGAGGAGGAUAUGAUGCGAAUUUUGGGUCUGUGAUAUGGUUUUUACAUAAACACUAGACAGUACUGUAGACUAUCGAGAAUUAGUUUGAACAUCGCAACC
Molecule: messenger RNA, 1725 nt
Organism: Aspergillus melleus
Lineage: Eukaryota; Fungi; Ascomycota; Eurotiomycetes; Eurotiales; Aspergillaceae
Exons: 1
Coding region: 220-1533 (437 amino acids)
Biological process (GO): nucleolar large rRNA transcription by RNA polymerase I; transcription initiation at RNA polymerase I promoter
Cellular component (GO): RNA polymerase I core factor complex
Molecular function (GO): TBP-class protein binding; RNA polymerase I general transcription initiation factor activity; RNA polymerase I core promoter sequence-specific DNA binding
Source: RefSeq, a predicted model, not a curated record